AUGUCACUCGCAUUCACUUUCAUCGUCAUCGUAAUAAUCACGAUCGCUCCGACCAUUUAUGGAUAUAACGAAACAAAAGUAAUCCAUUAUCUUAAACGAUAUGGCUAUUUACAUGAAAACAACACACUAACAGUGAAUCAUCAUGAGGUAUUAAAACACGCGAUCGCACUAUUUCAAGAAUAUUAUCAGCUUCACGGGGAUGGUCAUCUAAACAACGCUACGCUACAUUUAAUGCGUACAUCACGAUGCGGACUCGAGAAUAUUCCACAUCGAAUGAUCAGCACGGAGAUAAAAAAAUGGCAAAAGACAAAUCUCACGUGGAAUUUUCAUCUAGCGGACAAAUCUGCAAUAGAAGUAGCCGAAAUGGCGUUCAAUAUGUGGGCGAAACAUUCAUCAUUAAUUUUCACACGCAAGAUCGGAAGAGCACACGUCUGA
Molecule: messenger RNA, 435 nt
Organism: Wasmannia auropunctata (little fire ant)
Lineage: Eukaryota; Metazoa; Arthropoda; Insecta; Hymenoptera; Formicidae
Product: neutrophil collagenase-like
Exons: 1
Coding region: 1-435 (144 amino acids)
Biological process (GO): collagen catabolic process; extracellular matrix organization
Molecular function (GO): metalloendopeptidase activity
Source: RefSeq, a predicted model, not a curated record